AUGCCUCGGAGUCCUACAUCCAGUGAGGAGGAGAUGGCCCAAAGUUUCUCUGACGGCUCUGGAGGUUUUGAGACAGACAGCUCAAAGGAGGAGCCUGGCCAUGGAGGACCUGGAGGGGAAAGGGCUAGCAGGAGGACAGACAGGAGGGCAGAGAGGGACAGGGCUGCCCGUAGGGAGUCACUGGAAUUCUGUGUGGUCAUCCCUGACCUGCAGCAGUCUAAACGUAUGAGGUUUAAGCCCGAGGCCACGGUGUGGGUUGCUAAGCAGCAGAUCCUGUGUACACUGACCCAGACUUUGAGGGAUGUGCUGAACUACGGCCUCUUCCAGCCCGCUGUGGAGGGCCGAGAGUCCGGCUUCCUGGAUGAGGAGUGUCCCCUUAAAGACUACCCCACUCCCACCAACACUAAGGGGGUCCCCACUCUGGAGUUCCGUUACAAGAGCCGGGUCUAUCAACAGCCCAAUGUGAAUGAGAAGCAGAUCGCCAAAAUCCACACGCAGGCCAACUACAGGAAAUUAAUGGAUCACAUUCAGCAUCACCAGCUGGAUAAACUAGCAAAAAUGCUGGAGAAAGGCCUCGAUCCCAACUACCACGACCCAGACACUGGUGAAACUCCACUGACCUUCGCAGCCCACCUGGACAAUGUGGCGCAGGUCGUCGUUGUACUGAAACACGGUGGAGCACAUCUUGACUUCAGAUCACAAGAUGGGAUGACCGCUCUCCACAAAGCAGUCAGGGCCAAGAAUCAGGUCACACUGAAGGCUCUACUGGAACUAGGCGCCUCCCCAGACUACAAGGACAGCCAAAGUCUGACCCCCCUCUACCACACAGUCCUGGUGGGAGGAGACUCAGGUUGCUGUGAGCUCCUGCUGAGGGCCCGCGCCACCGUCUCCUGCCACGAUGAGAAUGGCUGGCAUGAGAUACACCAGGCGUGUAGAUAUGGACAUGUCCACCACCUGGAGCAGCUGUUGUUCUAUGGAGCAGAUAUGGGUGUCAUGAACGCCUCUGGAAACACGGCUCUACACGUCUGUGCUCUAUACAAAGAGGAACACUGUGCCAGAGUACUGCUUGUUCGUGGUGCCAACAAGGAAGUGAAGAACUACAGAAGCCAGACACCAUUCCAGGUGGCCAUCAUCGCAGGAAACUUUGAAUUGGCAGAAUUAAUCAAGAACCAUAAAGAGACUGAUAUUGUGCCUUUCAGGGAGGCGCCGGCAAAACCCACCCGGCGCCAGCAGGCCCCACGGAGUACACUAGCUGCUCCACGGUCUAUGCUCCUACGCUCCAACAGCGACAACAACCUGAACGUGAACAACUGGUCACCCCUGCCCUCGCCGAGCCACUCUCCCCUUCAUAGCUUGUCACCCCGUCGGCCCCAGCAGCAGCAGAUGCCCAGCCCCAAUGGAACAGUCAGGACCAUGGGGAAGGGGGCUCCCCGCCCUCCCCGUUCACGUUCGCCCUCCCUGGGGCGCCUGGGGGAGGAGACACCCAGACAGAUCCCCCAGCGCCAGCCCAGCCCACACAGGGGUCGGGAAGAGUUCACUGGUGGCACAGACCGCCAGGGGCCCCAUUGUAAGCUGUACAGUGCUGUGGCAGGGAAGCACUUUGUGGUGACUAAGUCCUACCAGCCACAGGCCGAAGGGGAGAUCACCCUGUACCAGAACGACAGGGUCAAAGUGCUCUCCAUAGGUGAGGGUGGUUUCUGGGAGGGCAGUGCCAGGGGUAAAGUGGGAUGGUUCCCAGCAGAGUGUGUGGAGGAGACCCCUAACCAAGAGGAAAGACCAUAUGCCCGAGCAGACAGGGCUGAGAGGAGGAAGCUCUUCAGGCACUACACCGUGGGGUCCUACGACAGCUUUGAUGCAUCAAGCAACUGUGUUAUUGACGAGAAGACGGUAGUUCUACAGAAGAAGGAUAAUGAGGGAUUCGGGUUUGUGCUGCGAGGGGCGAAAGCGGACACGCCCAUCGAGGAGUUCACCCCUACACCCGCCUUCCCCGCCCUGCAGUACCUGGAGUCUGUGGACGAGGGAGGGGUUGCAUGGCGGGCGGGGCUUCGCAACGGAGACUUCCUCAUCGAGGUGAACCAGGAAAAUGUUGUGAAGGUGGGCCACAAACAGGUGGUCAAUACAAUCCGACACGGGGGCAACCGGCUCAUCAUCAAAGUGGUGACAGUUAGCAGGAAUCUGGACCCUGAUGACACGGCCAGGAAGAAAGUGGCCACACCUCCACGUAGGACUCCUCCCGCUGCCCUGUCCAUGGCCAUGCGCUCCAAAUCCAUGACCUCAGAGCUGGAGGAGCUAGAUAAAGUGGAAGAGAACAUGCCUCCUCAGAAGCCCAUAUGGGACAACUCUAACACUGACAUAAGGGUCGCAAACACGGUCAAAACGCGGCCCAACAGCAGGUGCUUGGCCAUGAACCCAGAGAUGAACUCCAUGUGUGAGAGCCAGGACGUGUCGAUGCAGACCCAGACCCAGCCCAGAGAGCCAGGCAGCCCCAGAGGUCGAGGCCCCUUCCUGGGGGUGCCAAACAGACAGGGGACCAUGAGACGACAAAAGUCCAUAGGAACAUCUGGAAUAACAGAAGAGGACGCCCCUCAGUUCCUGACCCCUCCCAUGUUGAAAUUCACCAGGAGCCUAUCAAUGCCGGACACAUCAGAGGACAUCCCACCCCCGCCCGCUAUCUCCCCUCCAUCUCCCCCUUACAACAACGACCCCAACCCCCAGGGCAGAGGCUACGGCACUAUCAGACACACUGUUCCCAAAGGCACCGCCCCUGAGCGAGGGGGGGACCCCAACACGGGCGGCAGGGACGGAUGGAGGGAACAGGGGGGUAUGUACUACACAGAGCCCCAGUCGGAACAGUAUCAGUCUGAGGACCACCACCACCACCAGGGUAGCCAGAGUCCAGGCCAAGGGCUCACAGCCCAGCAGAGCUUCCUGAACCGCAGGGCCCAGAUCCCAGAGAACCCAUACUCAGACCUGGGGAAGAUGGGCAACCUGGGCCUGUUUGCCCCCAACAAACCUCAGAGGAGGAAGGGCAUGCUGAUGAAGCAGAACAAGAUUGAGGACAGCCCAGAGAAGACCUGCACCAUAAAAAUCCCAACCAUCAUCAUCAAAGAACCCUCUACAUCUAGCAGUGGGAAGAGCAGCCAGGGCAGCAGCAUGGAGAUAGAGACUGGAUCCCAUGACCACCCAGGACAACUCCGGCCGGAUGACGGACACAACCCCAGCAGUCCCUUUGCCACGGCCAUGGCGGGCGCAGUGCGGGAACGUGAGAUGAGGAUGGUGGAUUCUCACCAGAACUCCCCAUCCUACAGGUUCACCGACCAGGGUGAAGAAGACUCGCCUCCCGCGCCCGCGCCUCGCCUCCGCCACUCCAAGUCCAUCGACGAGGGAAUGUUCAGUAGUGACGAGCGCCUGCGUCGCCUCAUGGCCCCACCGGCCUCACUACUCAGCAUCCCCAGAAGAGGGAGUAACGUGGCGGUCUUCAACACCCCGGAGCCCACUGUUGUGAGAGAGCCGCUCCACACGCGCACUGGCCACCACAGCCCGGUCAGUCUGCCCGCCAAGACCUAUACCUCCAGUAGUGGGCGCUACGUCCACCCAGUCACAGGGAAGCCUCUGGACCCCAACUCUCCUCUGGCCCUGGCUCUGGCUGCACGGGACCGGGCCAUGAGAGAGCAGUCCCAGCCACUCCCGCUGAAGACCGAACUGCCUAAACCUGACCUGAACAAGCCUCUGUUCAUCGACACCAAGCUGAGGACCGGCAUGGGCGCAAAUUUCUCCUCGACCGCCACCAUGGGUCGACCGGGCAGGGCGGGGCUUCGUAGGCAGAUGACAGAGGCAAAGUACGAGACAGAGUCCAAAUACGACCACCCGUUGGCCAAAGACAAGGACAAGAGUCUCUCCCGUCCUCAGAGAGAAGAGGAGAAGAAGAACAUGUUGAUAGACAUUGGUGACACGUCUCAGCAGAAGUCAGCUGGGUUGCUGAUGGUCCACACCACUGACGAGAACAACCUGUCUGAGGGGGAGAGGGACGGGGCGGUCAGUCCAGACAGCACCCCCAGUGAGCUCCGGGACCCCAACCAACCUAACACCCCCAAAAUGGCCUCCCCUAACCCCCACAACCCCCACUCUAUGGGCCCUGGACCCAGAGGUAGUAAGACCAUGAUCACCGUCACCUCAGUGGACGAGCCGGUCAAACUACCCUUCGGUAUCCCCCCUCCACCCUGUGUUCCCUCCGUGGACAUCGACGAUGAGUUCUUUGCUGACCCACUGCCACCGCCGCUCGAGUUCGCCAACAGCUUCGACAUCCCAGAGGACCAAAAGGGGGCGAUCGCUGAGCUCCUGAAACAGCAACGAAACGCUGGCAGGGCACCAUCGUCUCUAGCCCCCUUCUAUCCCUAUCACGGUAACACCCCAGGCCACCCUGACCAGACCAUGAUCAAACGGCCUGCGGUGCUCACCAACUGUACGCCCCCCUGUUUCCCCCAUGCCCUCUUGGAGAGCUACGAUCCUAUCAGUGACUCGGGCAUUGAUGUGGAGCCGGACAGCCGCAGUAUUGGAGACCCCCAGCUGGAGACUACAAGCACUAUGUCCACCGUAUCCAGUAUCUCCACGCUGUCGUCCGAGGGUGGCGAGGUGCUGGACAACACAUGUACAGUCUAUGCAGACAGACAGGCCUUUCUGGUGGACCGGACUUCAAAGUCAAGAACCAGGCAACCUGCCGCAAACAAGAGCAACGCACUUUACAAGGACCCUGCCUUGAUGGAUAGAGAGGAGAACAUAAGAACUUUCGCCGCACCUUCCUCCGUCCCACCGCCUCCCCCCGGGGCCAGCGUCUCUUCAGAGCCUCCCAGAACACCAACUCAAAGAACCUCCAAGCUAUGGGGAGACCCUCCAGGCUCUAACCCCCAGGACAUGCAGAACAAGGACAGGACACCAAAGCCAGGAGAGGGGAUAGACUCUUCUUCCUCAGGAUGUAGGACUGUUUUUGGAUCAAGGGGUCCGGACAGUGGGUCCCUCUCCUCAGGUACACAGCGGAAUACCACAGUCUCUUUUGCUGCCCAGCUCCCCCCGAACGUGCCUGCCCCAUCUCCAAACCAACAGACAGAGAGCCCCUCCCACCACAGAGCCCCCAGCCCCAUCCUCUCUCCCCCAGACUCAGGCCUCGGCUGUGCCUCCUCACUCCCUGCCACCUCUCCCACCCUUUCAGACGUGUUCGGCCUGCCCACCCCCCCUCUCAGCCUGGGCACGGGGAGCAGCCGCUCACCCUCCCCCCUCACCCUCAUCCAGGCCGUCUCCAACAAGCCUUUUGCCACCAAGCCGGUUCUGAUGUGGAGCAAACACGACGUGGCCGACUGGCUGGAAAGCCUAAACCUGGCUGAGCACAGAGACACCUUCAUGGACAACGACAUCGAGGGCAGCCACCUGCCUAGCCUACAGAAGGACGACCUCAUAGACCUAGGGGUGACCAGGGUCGGACAUCGGAUGAACAUAGAGAGAGCUUUGAAACUUCUGAUGGACAGGUGAGAAGUGAGGAGGGUGAUGAGGUCUCUGAGUCUCCAACACUACAACUUCACAACAGGCGAAGUUAAUGAUCAAUUAUGUCCAUAACAAUCAUUUUUAUUUAUGUUGACUUAUUUAAACUAUACUUACUGUAUAAUUGCUAUGAUGAUGCUUGUUUUGUUGAAAUUUAGGAAUAUCCUCAUGUAUCCUGAAGAAAUUGCAACUUGAAACAGCACUGCAGUUUCCUGAAUAAACAAGAAGGUCCCCCCAGAGUGGGAUAGAGUGGUCCCAGGUGAGACAGAGCUGCUCUGUCAGUAGGAAGGAAGGAAGAAAGUAGAUACACGGGAUGUGGCUGUGAUAUGGAAUAUACUACACUAUCAAACACAGCAGCUUAAUCGCUAUGGGAUUUACGGACUUCUGAAAUCAACCUCAUUUAAAUGCAUAACUAGAACCAGCUUCGUAGGGGUUUCAUUUCCUACUGUUUCUCAUUUAGAAAUGAUGCGGUGAAUAUCUUUUUAGGAAAAAGUGGAAAACAUUUACAGUAUGUAUGUGCACUUCUGCCUGUGAAAUUAAGCUUUCUCUCUCGCCCUUUUCACUGGGUUGUAGGUUAAUUUGAGAGAGCGUACAGUGUAUUCUCAGACACAGACAUUUAUACCCAGAAAGGAAAUCAAAGAUUAAAUUAAUUUCUAAAUUGGUACAGUAGCAAAGUUGUUGCCCUUCAACCUUAUUUCAAUAGCUGUUUUACUACUGGUCAUGUUUACUUGAGAGUUUUAAACACAGUAUUGAAAAUGUAAAUUAAAUUGUUCAUAAAUCAUUAUACUGUCUUCCACAGGAAGCUGAACUGUGUGCCAACAGCUCCCCCUACUGUAGUCUCCUGAACAUGACAUGGCAGAGUGCUUGGCACUGGCAGUCAGGGCUUUCCAAUCGUUAUCAUCAACCGUCAUCCUUUCUUUCAGUCUUCUAUGUCCUCUGAGAGGAAUAAUACAAACAUUAUCACAUUAGGUUAUUACUGUAUACCCUGAACUGAUGUUUAGGACUUUAGGAUUGAAGACACUAUCAGGAAUGAAUGACCCAGAGUUACAGGGUUGGGUCAAUUCCAUUUCAAUUAAAGGUAGAGUCAGCGAUAUGACAUAGAUGCACAAAGUAAACAGCAUAGUGGGUCAAUUGUAUGCGACAACUUAGAGCGUUAGAUUGCGAUGCUCAGCUUCUCUGCUGUUUUGGUCCUGUGGCUACCACGUUGUAAGUGCAUGAAUCGAACCAGAGCACAUGUACAGAUACUGUGUGAGAGCGAAGUCUUGCAUCUUGCUCAUUGCAAUAUCUGCGGUGCUGCUCACUCAACGUCAUUUUGCGGACUCUGGAAGUAAACUAAAUUUCUAAUUCUACAAUUUUUGCAACGUGAAGCAUUGUGUAAAAUUGGAAAUGGAAUUUCAGUUUACUUCCUGAAUUGAAAAGGAAUUUACCCCAACACUGCAGAGUAAGCAUGCUUUUGAAGACAGAUAUCAGAGAAGUGUAUGCACUAUAUGGGAAAAAGUAGGUGAACAAACACUAAACCUGGUAUCAGAAGGAGCAGAGUUCAACUGGUUUGGCAAGCAAAGAGAGACGCAGAUACCACUAGGAAUAAAUUUGAUAAGAAUGUUUACUUUCACAUUUGAAUUCAUGUUAGUUGAUAACUCAACCAAAUGUAAAUCAAAACUUUACAUUUGGUUGAGUUGAGCAUAAUUUCCUCCAUGUUUUCAAGACAGGGUCUCUUCAUACUAUCACCAGUAAGUCCAUAAAGCCAGAGAUUCACUCAUCACAACGUGGAUGAGUUUAAAAUGUAGUUUAUUACACUUUCCACUGAGUUUGUCUGAAACGGGCUGAAGUUGUAUUUUCCACUCAGUUUGCGUUGGGUUUAUAUUCCGGACCUUAACAGUUUAAACUUCUUGAUAUUUGAAUUUCCCGAGUAACAAAAUGUGGGUGCUAGCUAAAAUCCCAAUGACAGUAUUUAUGGAAGGUUAUUUUGGAUCUACAUGUGCGUGGGAUCUAUUGGUUUGAGAGGGGGAAAACUGACCUUGAUAUGUCUGAUGACUGAUAUGCAUGACAUCACAGCAUUAAAGUUCUUGUCCGUAGAAAUAGUCCACAGAAACCGUAGAAAUAGAAUUCAUUAUAUUUCUAUGGUAAUGACUACGACCAUCUUUGACAGUACUCUCUGUCGACUUGAGGGCACACUUUGAGAUGAGAUCUUAUGUUAAGAACCACAGGAACAGGAAGGAACACAGUAUUUUUGAUGAUGUAGAGAUAUUUAUCAUGAGGGUAUAUUCCUAUCUGUGUAGUCGCCAUAUCAACCCUGACGUGUGGUUAGGUUUUCCGAAAAGCAGCGAAAUAUGGUUAAGAAGCAAUAUAAUAUACAUUCUGUUUCAAGUAGAUGUUAUUUUUAUUUUCCAGGUGAAUAAUUAUACAUGUAACAGGAUUUCAAGUCUCUAUUUUUAAAAUUGAUAUAAAUAAUUGUGUUAUAAUCCAUAUUCCUAUAGAGCAUAUUUGAAAUCUUUUAGCAAUUGAUAGUCACGUUUUGACUAAGCCUCUGUAAUUAUUAAUUAUUAAAAGCUGAUAUAAAUUGAUAUUUGCAUAGUUUGUGCAUCAUGUAUGUAUACUAUGAAGAUACUCAGGCUGUACAUGUCUUCACUAUUUGCUAUAGGAAACGUUACUUGACCAAGAGAAAAACACACCACUGAAUGGGACUGCUGAUGUACAGUAGAUUUGAUGGCUGCACAUUGCACUGAGGCCAUGCACAGACCUAUUAUAGUGAAGCUGACUAGACAUAUAUAGUGAAGCUGACUAGACAUAUAUAGUGAAGCUGACUAGACAUAUAUAGUGAAGCUGACAAGACUUAGUAGUGAAGCUGACUAGACAUAGAAGUGAAGCUGACUAGACAUAGUAGUGAAGCUGACUAGACAUAGAAGUGAAGCUGACUAGACAUAGUAGUGAAGCUGACUAGACUUAGUAGUGAAGCUGACUAGACAUAUAUAGUGAAGCUGACUAGACAUAGUAGUGAAGCUGACUAGACAUAUAGUGAAGCUGACUAGACAUAUAUAGUGAAGCUGACUAGACAUAGUAGUGAAGCUGACUAGACAUAGAAGUGAAGCUGACUAGACAUAGAAGUGAAGCUGACUAGACAUAUAGUGAAGCUGACUAGAUAUAUAGUGAAACUGACUAGACCUAGUAGUGAAGCUGACUAGACCUAGUAGUGAAGCUGACUAGACCUAGUAGUGAAGCUGACUAGACUUAGUAGUGAAGCUGACUAGACUUAGUAGCGAAGCUGACUAGACUUAGUAGCGAAGCUGACUAGACUUAGUAGCGAAGCUGACUAGACUUAGUAGCGAAGCUGACUAGACAUAUAUAGUGAAGCUGACUAGACAUAGUAGUGAAGCUGACUAGACAUAGUAGUGAAGCUGACUAGACAUAGUAGUGAAGAUGACUAGACAUGUAUAGUGAAGCUGACUAGACCUAGUAGUGAAGCUGGCUAGACUUAGUAGUGAAGCUGACUAGACCUUGUAGUGAAGCUGACUAGACAUAUAGUGAAGCUGACCAGACCUAUAUCGGGAAGCUGACUAGACGUAGUAGUGAAGCUUAGACCCAUAUAUUGAAGCUGACUAGACCUAUCUAGUGAAGCUGACUAGACCUAGUAGUGAAGCUGACUAGACCUAUCUAGUGAAGCUGACUAGACCUAUCUAGUGAAGCUGACUAGACCUAUCUAGUGAAGCUGACUAGACCUAGUAGUGAAGCUGACUAGACCUAGUAGUGAAGCUGACUAGACCUAGUAGUGAAGCUGACUAGACCUAUCUAGUGAAGCUGACUAGACCUAUCUAGUGAAGCUGACUAGACCUAUCUAGUGAAGCUGACUAGACCUAUCUAGUGAAGCUGACUAGACCUAUCUAGUGAAGCUGACUAGACCUAUCUAGUGAAGCUGACUAGACCUAGUAGUGAAGCUGACUAGACCUAGUAGUGAAGCUGACUAAACCUAGUAGUGAAGCUGACCAGACCUAUGAAGUGAAGCUGACUAGGUCUAUUAUAGUGAAGCUGACUAGACCUAUUAUAGUGAAGCUGACUAGACCUAUAUACUAAGGCAUCUGAAGUGCAGAGAGUUUGAAGGAAAGUUAAUUCAUCAGCAGAUUGGGCUGUGCUACUGUACCGUGGCCCCUAAUGGGCAAAGUUUUAAAAGCUACUUUGCCCCGUAGGGUUCCAAUCGAACAUAGCCUACAAAUCCUGGAUGAAUACAACUCUAUUUCAGGUUUCAGUGUGAAACAAUAGUGAACUGUAGUAUGAUGCUGUCUGGAAUUCCAGGCUACAUGGGACAUGCUAAGAUGCAGUAAAUUCCAGUUAACAGGUGUCAGAUCCGAAAUGUUUGUCCUCUUGUUUUAUUCUUCACAGAUAAAGAAUCACUCUCCUUUUUUGUCAACUUCCUUUUCAUGCUUUCUAUGUUGCUGUAAUUUUGUGCUACGAAUCGUUUAAUUUAACUUUUAGAUGAAAAUAUUAUUAUUGAGAUCACAGGAAGAAAAGUAUUUGUAAAUCCACAAUACUUGUAUGGAAAACAACAUUUUAUGCAGGUUAAUAAAUAUAUUACACAAUAUUUGAUGA
Molecule: messenger RNA, 10113 nt
Organism: Salmo salar (Atlantic salmon)
Lineage: Eukaryota; Metazoa; Chordata; Actinopteri; Salmoniformes; Salmonidae
Source: RefSeq, a predicted model, not a curated record